GAGGGCACACAUUACCCGAAGCCACUUUCCCCGUGUAUUAAAGCAAGAUGGCAGCUGUUGUUGAGAAUGUUGUCAAACUGCUGGGAGAGCAGUACUACAGAGAUGCCAUGGAGCAAUGUCACAACUACAAUGCCAGGCUCUGUGCUGAGAGGAGUGUCCGAAUGCCGUUCCUCGAUUCUCAGACCGGUGUGGCUCAGAGCAAUUGCUACAUUUGGAUGGAAAAGAGACACAGGGGACCAGGCAUGGGUCCAGGGCAGCUCUACACCUACCCAUCCAGGAGGUGGAGGAAGAAACGGCGAUCUCAUCCUCCCGAGGACCCCCGGCUUAUUUUCCCUCCUGUCAAGUCAGAGCUAGAUUUAGGCAUGAAGAAGGACGCUCUGUUGUCGUCGGAUGGCAGCAGCCUGGAGGCCCUGCUGAAGGGGGAGUCCUUGGACAAACGGACGACCGCAGAGCUCCGAGGGUCUGAAGAAGAUUCAAAUCUGAGUGACUACACUGGAGGCCUCAACCCUGCUGCUCGGAUUAGAAAGAGAAUCCUUGAGCCAGAUGACUUCCUAGAUGACCUAGAUGAUGAAGACUAUGAGGAAGACACACCUAAAAGAAGAGGCAAAGGAAAAGGGAAGGGUCGAGGAGUGGGCAGUAGCAGCAGGAAGAAGCUGGAUACAGCAGCACUGGAGGACAGAGACAAGCCGUACGCCUGUGACAACACUAUCAAACAAAAGCAUAUUUCAAAACCUUCUGAAAGAGUCUGUGGGAAACGCUACAAGAACCGUCCCGGCCUGAGUUACCACUACGCCCACUCCCACCUGGCUGAGGAGGAGGGUGAGGAGAAGGAAGAGAUGGAGAUCAGUGAGCCUGCCUUGCCGCUGCCUGAGGAGCCUAAGACUCCCAAGAAAGGCCCAGAUGGCCUUGCAUUGCCUAAUAAUUACUGUGAUUUCUGCCUGGGAGACUCCAAAACCAAUCACAAGACUGGUCAGUCAGAGGAGCUGGUGUCCUGCUCUGACUGUGGACGCUCAGGCCACCCGUCUUGCCUGCAGUUCACUCCUGUAAUGAUGGCCGCUGUGAAGACGUACCGCUGGCAGUGCAUAGAAUGCAAGUGCUGCAACAUGUGCGGCACCUCGGAGAACGACGAUCAGCUUCUGUUCUGUGACGACUGUGAUAGAGGCUAUCACAUGUACUGUCUCAACCCGCCCAUGUCGGAACCUCCAGAGGGGAGCUGGAGCUGUCAUCUAUGUCUGGACCUGUUGAAAGACAAGGCAUCCAUAUACCAGAACCAGAACGCCCCACCAUCGUGAUGUCCGCUCCCGCCUGCACACGCUUAUCACUCAGCCGUCCCGCAGCAGUAUGGUUUACCCUUCAAGACAGAUGAUAAACUCUCCUGAGGAGCUCACCUCGGGGGGAGUGCGCUCAGAACAGACAAUAAAUUGUGAAAAGGGAAGUAUACUUUACCAGACUGGCCUCACUUAGCUUCAGAUAUGACUGUUACACAGUUCCAAGCUCAGUCUCAGUCCCAUAGAUUUUUAUUCUCAUUUCUUUGCCACAUAGCCAAUUUGAGCAGUUCUGAAUUUCAACAAGAUACACAGCAUAAAUAGCCAAAUUAUGACUUCCUAUUCAGCCUUUUUACACACACACAUACCUACACAAAAUUGCUAAACCCUUGUCUCUAUCCUGCAGCGUACUGAUUUUAUGACUAGAGCAGAAAUAGAGCUCAUUGGAAUUAAGUAGCAUGCCAAUGCUUGCUCAUCAUAAAAAAAAAAGACAUUUUAUAGUAUUUAUAUAUUUCUAUGGUAUAUAAUAGUGUUGAGUAUGUACAAAUUGGAAAGAGAAUGGUCACGUAAUGGUCUUUUUAUUAGUGCCCAUCUCAUCAUUAUGGAAAAGUUUCCAUAACCAUGCUCCUUUCAUGGCACUGCUGAUAUUUGGUGAUUAGCUUUGAUAGAGUCAAAGGGAUCUGCUGAGACUGUAAAUGAUUUUUUCCAUCUCAUCCACUGCCACUCGCCACACACAUAAAGACACACACAGAAACAGGAACUAUGAAUAGGACAGACACCCUGGCAUGCAUUUCAAAGUGGCUCCAAAGGCUGAGGGUCUUCAGGGAAGGCAGGUUAGACUCGAGUCUGGUUGUUGACUCUCGUGUGCUGGUGGCUCAUCGAGCUGCACGGAGCUCAAGAGGGUGCCCCCCCCCUUUUUUUUUAACAGAUAAAGUUAUGAUUAUGAUUAUUCCAGUCAAAACAAUAUCUACUUGCAUUAUCAGUCAGGUAUAGGGUUAAAAAGCCUUCAGUGCUGUGUUCUAGCAGUUUGCUGAUCAUGCAAUUUCCAAUAUCUGUUGAUGUUGUGACACCACUAGAUUAUUUUAAUGUAACUGAGGACUAUGCGACCUUGCAGAUGGUCACUUGCUAACAAUGUAAAAGCAAUAUAAGAGCUCCUGUACGAUGCUGGAAUGAGAGGGACUCACAGCAGAGUCUGUUUAGGCUCUGCUGGCAGGUAAUGAGCGAUACUGUAAAUGUUCUGUCUCAGAAAAUGCAGAUAGUCGUCUGUGGCAGCAAUUACACAUGGCUCCACGUUGUAGAAAAAUGUGUAUAUGUAUAGUCCUAUGGAGAGAGAUGGCUGUUUUUUGUCACUGCUUUCAUAGUUUUAUUAUGCAAUGGUUUCCUUCUGUGGCAAGGCUAAAAGAAAAAAGUCUGGCUGAUCUGCUAAAGCAGUUACUUUACCUCAAACGGAAACAGUAUUUAAAGGGUUGAAACAUGCUGUAGAUAGAUGGGACAAAGGCAGAGGGAUAAAUAGUAAUGACAGGUGCCGUGUCUGCUUCAAUAACUGCAUAUUCUACAGUUAAACAAGUGCAUGCUCAGUCAAUGUCUGCACUCUCAUAUGCUACAUAGUCGUCUCAGCGUUAGGUCAGCGGUAGGUGUUGGGAAGUGGUGUAAUAUAAAUUAACCAUGCUAUCAUGUUGUUUCAAUAGCCAACUAACAAUUACUAAAGCAUUACACGAGUAUAACUUGAUUUAUUUUCUCAUCACAUUUUAAACUUACUGUUAUAUAGAGGCAGUGGCUACUAGAAUAUUUUGCUGGUUGUUUUUGUAUUCAUCGAUGUUUGCGUACCUGAUGUGUGGGACAUUUUGGGACUUAAGUGGAAGUUGCUUUGUAGUUAAUCCUGUGAUCGACUGAGCCGCUCUCUUCCAAACCUCGAAACAGGAAGCAAAGCCCAUAACGUAACUAAGAGGCAAAUGCUUUAGCUGCAUCUUGAACACUGAAAGAUUAAGAAAUGAUGAACUGACUUCUGGGCUGCACUCAGAGGAAAGUCAUAAACAAGAAGGAAGUUCACCUUUUGUUGUCAUAUUAUAUAUAUUUUUAAAUACCAUAUUAAGUUUUUCUAGUUUCUAGCUUUGGAAGAGAAUUGUUCAAAACUUAAAAUGUUUAAACCAAGAUCACAGGUUUACACAGUAGGUGAAUUCUCUUAGGUUGGGCUUUCAUUUGGAUUGUGAUGGAAUGUUUUAUUGUACGAAAUUUGUCUUCAGGAAAAUAAAAUACUAAGCACUAUAA
Toxotes jaculatrix (banded archerfish) is the source of this 3533-nucleotide messenger RNA. It is a transcript of the gene dpf2, whose product is annotated as D4, zinc and double PHD fingers family 2. Gene Ontology annotation, biological process: nervous system development. The transcript is spliced from 12 exons. The coding region runs from base 48 to 1292 and encodes 414 amino acids. Lineage: Eukaryota; Metazoa; Chordata; Actinopteri; Toxotidae. The record is from RefSeq and is a predicted model, not a curated record. Gene Ontology annotation, cellular component: nBAF complex.